Molecule: messenger RNA, 2065 nt
Organism: Cyprinodon variegatus (sheepshead minnow)
Lineage: Eukaryota; Metazoa; Chordata; Actinopteri; Cyprinodontiformes; Cyprinodontidae
Product: kelch-like protein 7
Exons: 13
Coding region: 309-2018 (569 amino acids)
Molecular function (GO): protein binding
Source: RefSeq, a predicted model, not a curated record
UUCAAAAUCUAAUCUUCUUCCUCCUUUUCUUUCUCCAUUUCCAACCGAUCCAUUCAUACAGUUUAUGCCCAAAUCCGCCUUUUCAAAAUGUUGUGUUCUGUUUUUCCUCCUGAUAACUUCCUCUCCAGGCCAGGAGCCUCAUUAUAGAGAAAGAAACUCAGAAAUCCCUCAGCGGUCUGGAUCUAACGGCCGUGGAGCGCUGCGCGUCUCUUCCAAUGUUUACGGUAACCGGGAGCGUCUCUGCCUUAAAAGGGGCGUAAACUUCCGGCACGUGUCUUUCUGCACCUGGAAAAUCAGAAGCUUCAUCAAUGGCUUCAAACAAGAAGGAGUUGCGCUCUGAGACUGUGAGGAAUCUUCAUGCUGCAGCUGAACCCAAGCAGCUGUCUGGUCUUGUGAAAACUAUGGCUGAGAUGAGAAAACAGGGGGCGCUGUGUGACGUCACUCUAGUGGUUCAGGAGCGGCGAUUCGCUGCCCAUCGACUGGUCUUGGCAGCUGGCAGCGAGUUCUUUCGCCUCAUGUUCACAACAAACAUGAUGGAGUCCGUGUCUCCUGAGGUGGAGCUGAAGGGAGUGGACCCUGAAAUCAUCGAGCUGCUGAUCGACUACAUUUACACGGCAGAAAUCAAAAUUAACGUGAGAAACGUCCAGUCGUUGCUGCAUGUAGCCAGUCAGUACCAGAUCCAGCCUGUCCAAGCCAUGUGUGAGGAGUUCCUGAUGGAGAAGGUUAACGUCACAAACUGCAUGGGUAUAUGGGCCUUGGCGCAUGCAUUUUAUUGUGAGGGACUGAGGGCUAAAGCAGAAACCUUUCUCCUGAAGUACUUCACUGAAUCCAGCACCUUGGUCGACUUCCUGCAGCUCCCUGUCAACUGCCUCUCAAAGAUCCUCAGCAAUGACAAACUGUCCGUCCCGGAGGAGCAGAUCUAUGAGGCCGCCCUGCGUUGGUUGAAGCACGACUUGCCCAACAGACGACAGCAUCUGGCCGAGGUGUUGAGCUGCAUUCGCUUUCCUCUCAUGUCCACAGACUUUCUGUUUGAAACGGUGCCGAAGGAGCCGCUGAUUGGAGACAGCCCCUGGUGCCUCAGCAUGGUCAUCGGUGCCGUGAAUUCCCGCCUGAACUGGAGGGACCACAAGGACCCGGUGGAGACGUGUCGACCCAGGAUGAAAAAACGCAAACACAUUUCUCUGUUUGGAUACUUGAAGCCCGACCCCUGUCGCUUCUUCAACCCCAAGGACUCCAAGUGGACGGCCAUCCACUGCUCCUUGGAGAAGCGCUGGAACGCGGCGGCGGUGUACCUGGACGACGAGGUCUUCAUAUUGGGCGGCUCGACGUGCCAGGGUCUGGUGAGGCGCGUCGACUGCUACAACAUCGCGUUCCAGAGGAUGUACUCCAGGACGGAUCUGCCGAUGGCCCGAAACAAGCUGGCCGCCUGCGUCUCUCAGGGGAAGAUCUACAUCUCAGGGGGGAUGGUAGUGAAUCAAAUGCCCGUCAGCCUCUUUGAGUCCUUCGACAUAAAGACGAAUUCAUGGCAGGUGGAAACGGAGCUGCUGACGGCCCGCUGCUGCCACGGCUCGGUGGAGGUCAACGGGCUCAUCUACGUUUGCGGCGGAGGGCUGAUGAGGGACCGCUUUUGGAUCACCAACACCUGUCAGGUGUACGACCCCAGCAGCAGACAGUGGACGGAGGUCCGCCCCAUGAGCGUUCCCAGGAAGAACCACGGGCUGGUAGCGGUCGGCAACCACAUCUACGCCAUCGGAGGGAAGGAUCAUGAAGGCCCUCUGAAAUCGGUGGAAAAGUACGACGUCGUCAACGACUUCUGGCUUCCCUGCCAACCCAUGCCCUGUCCUCUGAUGGUGAAAUGUGCCGCCGUUGAUGACGUGAUCUACGUUCUGGCGGGAAAGGGGAAUGAGAAGCUCAGACGCGUCCUGAAGUACAACACCAGAACUGACAAGUGGACGGUUUGUCACACGGUCCCGUCGGUCCCGUUCCAAGGGUCCGUCAUCUGCACUGUGGAAUUUUAAUUUAUACUUAUUUACGUUUUAACUGUCCAGCAAUAUUUAUUCUGAGC